Bactrocera latifrons is the source of this 879-nucleotide messenger RNA. RefSeq names its product transmembrane emp24 domain-containing protein B (gene loj). NCBI's taxonomy places the organism in Eukaryota, Metazoa, Arthropoda, Insecta, Diptera, Tephritidae. The transcript has 4 exons. The coding region runs from base 100 to 819 and encodes 239 amino acids. Gene Ontology annotation, biological process: endoplasmic reticulum to Golgi vesicle-mediated transport; intracellular protein transport; Golgi organization. Gene Ontology annotation, cellular component: endoplasmic reticulum; COPII-coated ER to Golgi transport vesicle; endoplasmic reticulum-Golgi intermediate compartment. The record is from RefSeq and is a predicted model, not a curated record.
AGUCUUGUUUUUGUUGUUGUUUCAUUUUGUGCUGUCAUCUGUUGUUUUGACCACAGCGCUUACAGCAAGCGAAAUAGAAACAGUGAAAGUCAAAACAAAAUGAUGAGUUUUUUGACGUGGCACACAAGUUUAUUACUAUCCGAAUUUAUUUUAAUUUGUCUCUUAACAUUCACUACGUCGAAUGAUGAAACUACACAGGAAAUCCAUAAACCAUGGUAUGAGAAUCUGCCAGCGGUAGCCAUGGACUAUAAGGUGCACAUUGACGCUGGUAAAGAGGAUUGCUACUACCAAUAUGUGCAGGCGGGUGCCACAUUCUAUGUAUCGUUCAGUGUUGUACGCGGCGGUGAUGGUAUGGCCGGCUUUGCUGUGCGCAAUCCGCAGAAUCAAAUUGUGAAGCCUUAUCAGUGGCAGGCAACUGCUGAUUAUACAGACCAAGUAUCGCCCGGUGGUUAUUAUUCCGUUUGCAUUGAUAAUCAGUUCUCACGUUUUGCCGGCAAGUUGGUUAACAUUUACAUCACAGUCGUCAAAUAUGAUGCGUGGGACAAAUAUGCCAAAGAAAUUGAAGAGCUGCAACUAAAUUUGCAGAAUUUCACAGUUACUCUUGGCACUGUUGAGCGUAACAUCAACGACAUGUUGAACUAUCAGUCCUACAGCAGAAAUCGUGAAGCACGUGAUUUUGCAUUACUCAAUGAUAAUAACGGUUACAUUCAAACUUUCUCCAUCUGCCAAAUUGCCGUCAUUAUUGUGGCAUGUUCCAUACAGGUCUUUUUCGUUCGGAAACUUUUCGAUGUGAAAUUGUCAUCGAAAUCACGAAUUUAAAUUUAGGUGACUUCCAACAUCUAAUUUUAUUUGUUGCUACUCAAGCUGCUGAGCUACGAA